UCUUUCUAUUAAUUUUAGAGGUCUUUCUGUGUCUUUCUCGUUCUCUCUCUGUCUCUCUCUCUCUGUCGUCUGGAUGGGCCGCAGUAAGAGACUCUUCCAGUAGACAAAGUCACAGCUUUUCCAGAAAUCCCAGCUCAUUUUUUGUGUGUUUGGAAAUUUGACUGAAACAAUCUUUGCUUUUUGUGAAUUUUAAUGGGCAUUAACUUUUUCUCAGUUCCCAAUUACAGGAAGAAGCUGAAAACUGAACCUUUGUUGUUCUUUUGCUAUCUUUGUUCGAUUGGGACUAGAAUACCCACACUUGUAGGCAUUAUAAGUAAAAAUAUCAGAAGGGUGAUAUGGGUAUGAAUGCUGUUCUGUAUCAAAAGACCUGGGUUGUUGUUCUGCGACCUGUUCUCUGCCAUCUUUAGUUAGUGUUUUUAUCUCAUGGGAACAGAGGAUUUUACUUCCUAACUUUAUUUGGUUGCAAUAUGAUGUUACUAGACAUGGCCACUAGUGCCUCAGUUGGUCCGGCUUCAGAAGCCGUUACUCAGACAGUGGAGGCCAUUCUCGAGAUUGUACUUGCUGCCAAUGAUGUCCUUGUUAAGAAGGAAAGCUUUAAGGAACUUGCAACUUACUUGGAAAGGAUUGUUCCUAUUUUAAAAGAGCUGAAUAGGAAAAAUGUUAGCGAUUCUGAGAGCUUAAACAAUGCUAUCGAGAUUCUCAACCGAGAAAUAAGAGCCGCAAAACAGCUGACUCUGGAGUGCAGCAAGAGAAAUAAGGUCUAUCUCUUAAUGAAUUGCCGGACAAUAGUUAAGCGCUUAGAGGACACUGUGAAAGAGAUCAGCCGGGCAUUAGAUCUUAUUCCUAUGGCCUCUUUGGAUCUUACAUCUGGCAUUAGUGAAGAGAUUGGAGAGCUUUGUGACAAAAUGCAGAGAGCUGAGUUUAGGGCAGCUAUGGCAGAGGAAGAGAUUUUGGAGAAAAUUGAGUCAGGAAUACAGGAAAGGAAUGUUGAUCGUUCUUAUGCCAAUAAUUUGCUGGUUCUCAUAGCAGAAGCUGUUGGAAUCCCAACUGAUAGAUCAGCAUUGAAGAAGGAAUUUGAAGAAUUCAAAAAUGAGAUAGAAAGUACACGGCUGAGGAAGGAUGAGGCAGAAGCUAUACAAAUGGAUCAGAUAAUGGCUUUAUUAGAAAGGGCUGAUGCUACUUCCUCUCCAAGGGAGAAAGAAAUUAAGCAUUUUAGUAAGCGGAAAUCCUUAGGUAGUCAACCAUUGGAACCUCUUCAGUCAUUUUACUGCCCGAUCACCCGUGAUGUUAUGGAGGACCCUGUGGAAACUUCUUCAGGACAGACAUUUGAGAGAAGGGCAAUUGAAAAGUGGUUUGCCGAUGGGAAUAAACUGUGUCCUCUGACCAUGACGUCUUUAAACACAUCAAUUUUACGGCCUAACAAAACUUUGCGGCAAUCAAUAGAAGAAUGGAAGGAUAGAAACACUAUGAUCACAAUUGGUUCUAUCAAACCAAAACUCAAUUCUGAAGAAGAGGAUGAAGUACUUCACAGCCUGGAACAGCUGCAGGAACUUUGUGAACAAAGAGACUUGCACAGGGAAUGGGUAAUAUUGGAGGACUAUGUACCAACUCUCAUUCAACUUCUUGCCAAAAAUCGUGACAUAAGGAAUCAUGCUCUCGUCAUCCUCUGCAUUUUGGCAAAGGAUAGUGAUGAUGCUAAGGAAAGAAUUGUAAAAGCUGAUAAUGCAAUUGAAUCUAUUGUUCGAUCUCUUGGACGUCGUGUUGGUGAAAGAAAGUUAGCAGUGGAAUUACUAUUGGAAUUAUCAAAAUGUCAUUUGGCAAGAGACUGCAUUGGAAAGGUCCAAGGUUGCAUCUUGCUAUUGGUGACUAUGUCUACCAGUGAUGACAGUCAAGCUGCCAGAGAUGCUCAGGCACUCUUGGAGAAUCUCUCAUUCUCUGACCAGAAUAUCAUACAGAUGGCAAAAGCAAAUUAUUUUAGACAUUUGCUGCAGCGUCUCUCCACAGGACCAGAGGAUGUUAAAUUGACUAUGGCAACAACUUUGGCAGAAAUGGAGUUGACUGACCACAAUAAAGAGUCUUUAUUUGAAGGGGGUGUGCUAGGCCCACUUCUUCACUUUGUCUCGCAUGGUGACCCUCACAUGAAAAAUGUAGCUGCUAAAGCUCUUCGGAACCUCUCAAGUUUACCAAAAAUUGGCCUGCAAAUGAUUAAAGAAGCUGCAGUGCGCCCAUUACUUGACAUUCUCUUCAGUCAUAGUGCAUCAUCAUCUAGCCUACGUGAACAUGCAGCUGGCACAAUUAUGCACCUAGCUGUAUCAACCAUGUCUCAAGAAUCUAGCCAGAUUCCGGUUUCAUUGUUGGAAUGUGAUGAAGAUAUUCUCAGGCUAUUCUCUUUAAUCAACUUGACAGGGCCUGAAAUACAACAAAGCAUUAUCCAAACCUUCCAGGCCUUGUGCCAAUCCCCCUCUGCUCCAAUGAUCAAGACAAAGUUAUCACAGUGUGCAGCUAUACAAGUAUUGGUUCAGUUGUGCGAGCAUGAUGACCCAUGUGUAAGAGCAAAUGUUGUAAAACUAUUCUGUUGCUUGGCAGAAGGCGGUGAUGAAGUCACCCUGGCAGAGCAUGUAAAUCAGAAAUGCAUUGAGACUUUACUCAAGAUCAUCAAAUCUUCUAAAGACGAAGAAGAGAUUGCUUCUGUGAUGGGAAUUGUCUCUAACCUUCCAGAAUUACCGCAGAUCACUCAGUGGCUUCUGGAUGCUGGGGCACUUCCAAUAAUUUUCAGCCAUCUCCAUAAUGGCAAGCAGAAUAAUCUCUAUAAAAAUCAAUUGAUAGAGAAUGCUGUUGGGGCCAUAUGUCGUUUCAUUGUGCCAACAAACUUGGAAUGGCAAAAGAGUGCAGCUGGAACUGGCAUCAUACCUGUUUUGGUACAGUUGCUAGAGUCUGGAACUACCUUGACAAAAAAACGUGCUGCAAUUUCUCUUUGUCGAUUUUCUGAGAGUUCACUUGUGCUAAGCAGGUUGAUACCAAAGCGAAAGGGGUUCUUGUGUUUCUCGGCUCCACCAGAAACUGUCUGCCCAGUUCAUGGAGGAAUAUGUAGUAUUGAGUCAUCAUUUUGCCUUAUAGAGGCUGAUGCUGUGAGACCACUUGUCAGAAUUCUUGGGGAACACGAUCCUGGAGCUUGUGAGGCUUCUUUAGAUGCACUGUUGACUUUAAUUGAAGGUGAGAGGCUGCAGAGUGGUAGUAAGGUGCUUGGAGAAGCAAAUGCCAUACCACCUAUAAUAAAAUUUCUUGGUUCCCCUUCCCCCAGCUUGCAGGAGAAGGCUCUAAAUGCUCUAGAAAGGAUUUUCCGGCUGGUUGAUUUCAAAAUGAAGUAUGGAGCGUUAGCUCAAAUGCCUUUAGUUGACAUAACACAGCGGGGAAGUGGUAGUGUGAAGUCUCUGGCAGCAAGAAUACUUGCUCACUUAAAUGUGCUUCAUGAUCAGUCUUCAUAUUUCUAAAAGGUAGAGGAUUUGAAGAUAAGGCACAAAACUUGGUUUAAUGCUCCAACUUUGCAAGAAUGAACAAAAGGAUGCGGGAAGACGUGCAUAGCUAGGCAUGCGAACCUUUACAAUUCUGGAAGAGGGCAGGGCAUACCUCUUUUCCCUCCUGUGAUUUGGCAUGCCAUAUUGCAGCUAAGACAAACCAGAUUGACCGUGUGAUCUGUAAGUGCAAGGUUGAGUUCACGUAUCGUGAAUUGCUUCGUCCACCCCAAGGUGACCUAAAUCCGAUGUCACUUUUGUUGUCCAGAAAAUAGACCUUUGGAGUGUGGACAAGUAGUAAAUUAACUGUGGCUUGUAUUUCACGCCAUAGGAUGUGUUGUCUGUACAACACUUGAUUGAUUCACCGGUGGAAGAAGAAAAAUCAAGUCUUUGCCACCAAUGGCUGACUAGGUAGCCAAAAUGAGAUCAUUUUUUGUAUUAGAAUUGGAUUCUUUGUCAUUACUAGGAUGCAAAUUCGUGAUUCUUGUGUAUAAUGAAAAAAAAGUAAAAAAAAAAAGUAUAGAAUAAGGUCCUGUCUUGAAAUGUUAAAUUUUGCCUUUAUAA
Quercus robur (English oak) is the source of this 4076-nucleotide messenger RNA. Its product is annotated as U-box domain-containing protein 24-like. Gene Ontology annotation, molecular function: ubiquitin-protein transferase activity; protein binding. Bases 468 to 3491 code for a protein of 1007 amino acids. Gene Ontology annotation, biological process: cell surface receptor signaling pathway; protein ubiquitination. The transcript has 6 exons. The record is from RefSeq and is a predicted model, not a curated record. NCBI's taxonomy places the organism in Eukaryota, Viridiplantae, Streptophyta, Magnoliopsida, Fagales, Fagaceae.